UCUCUCUCCUCAACUCCUCCUCUCUGUCUGCUCGUCUUCCACUUCCCUUUCUCACUGAUUAGAUUAGAGAAGGUAGAGAGAUAGAAGAGUAAAGCCACCGCUUUCUCCGCCUUCUUUUGCUUCUCCAUUGAUCUCAUCUCUUUCCGCUUCGGACCGUCCUCCAUUGCUACUCCUCUCAAUUUCUUUCUACCUACCCACCCACCCACUGCUGCUGAGAUCCCAGAUCGAGGAAGCAAACGCCUGGGUGAACUGACAAAGUCCGUUUUUGACCCAUACCUAGCGCCCGCUCCUCCUUUCCAGCUCUUCAAUCCCUCGAUCGGUCCAUCGCGAGGUUCUUGGACUGCCUGGCCUCGCGAUGCAUCAGCAUUGUGGUAGUUUGUGGCGAGCCGGCUAAAUCUAAGCGAAUGCUCAUCGGGGUCUUUGUUAUCUGCUCGGAGCUUUGAUUCCUUAGUGGAUCAUUGGGUUAUUGGCUUGAUCUGGUAGAUCUGAGUGGAGCUUCGAUCUCGAUGAGGGCUCGAGGGUUUCGGGUUUUCUGAUUGUGGAGUGGUGUUGCUGGUGAACGGAUAAGGAAGCUGCAUUGUCGGACUCAGAAGAUGAACUCUGACACGCCUCUUGACUGUGCUGUAUUUGAGCUAUCGCCAAGGCGAUCAAGAUGUGAGCUGUUUGUCUCUGGAAACGGGAGGACCGAGAAGAUAGCUUCUGGUUUCUUAAAGCCCUUCCUCACACAAUUGAAAGUUGUAGAAGAGCAAGCGGCGUGUUCAGACAAAUUGAUAAAACUGGAAGUUGAGGGGUCCACAGGUGGCAACCGAUGGUUCAGUAAAGGAACCCUCGAAAGGUUUGUUCGGUUUGUUAGCACGCCUGAGGUUCUUGAGUCAGUCAAUACGUGUGAUGCAGAGAUGUCACAGUUGGAAGGAGCCAGGCAAAUUUAUUCACAGGGUGCAGGGAAACUUUCUGGUAGAGCAGGCGAAGAUGAUACCAGUUCUGUAGCAGCUGCGGAUGUAACAAAGAAUGAGCUUCUAAGAGCCAUUGAUUUGAGGCUUGUCACUCUUAAGCAAGACCUAGCCACAGCAUGUGCUCGGGCUUGUUCUGCUGGAUUUUCCAUUGAUAAUGCCUCUGAGCUUCUUCUCUUUGCUGAGUACUUUGGUGCAAUUCGUCUAAUUGAGGCAUGCAACAAAUUCAUUUUGAUUUGCCAAAAGCAUCCCGAUCUCCCUGCCCAUCAGUCACAGUCUCUGCAUCAUCAUUUGAAAAGCUUUGCUGAGCAGAACCUCCGUUCCUCCUCAAGCUCGGACAUGUCUGUAGAUGAGCUAGAGUUGCAACUUAGUACUGGUAAUCCGCCUGAUGAUGGUGAUCCUCAUCAUCACAAUGCUAACAGCCAAACAUCAGGGACAGAGUCGACAGUGAUAUCAGGUACGUCUCAGAAAGCCAUGUCCAUCCUACGGCAGAAGGCAGCAUCAGAGGAGCCUAUUUCUUCUGCUUCAUCAGCUAAUGAGCCAGCUCAGCAGGAUCGAGGGGGAUUUAGACGGCUAAGUGUGCAGGAUCGGAUCAACCUCUUUGAAAACAAGCAAAAGGAGCAGUCAGCAAACUCUGGAAAUGCCACUUCUGCAGGUGUUAAUAGGGUAAUAUCAGGUAAAGGCCAUAGGAGGCUCUCUUCUGAUGUUUCAGAUAAGUCAGUGUUGAGAAGGUGGAGUGGUGCUAGUGACAUGAGUAUCGAUCUUACGAGCAGCACCAGUUACAGUAUUAAUGAUGUUAGAGGAAGUGGGAGUACCGUUGAAACACCUACUUCUACCAACUUACAGCCUCCAUUGAUAGUUAAAACUGAGACUAAGGCCCCAGGGUCAAGGGAUACUGUCACAUCACAAGGUUUCUUGGAUCAAAGAUCAACAGAUAUUUCCUCUUCUUUACAUUACCAGAACAAAGGAUUUUAUGGUGAUGGAGAUGUUAACAAGGAUGAAGGUGUUGGGUCCUCUCUAACCAAGGUGAAGCCAGAUGUAGAGAAGGGCAAGCAUUGCGUCAAUGCUUCUACAGGAUGGGAUAAACAAACAAGAAUUGAUGAUGAAAAUAAUAAUAGUAUAUACCAAAAAACCUUUCUAGAUAACAGAAACAAUACUGAUUUGGGAAAUCUUGCAAUUUCUACCUUACAGUCAAAAGAAGAGGGCCAAUUUCAAAUGAAAGAUCAAACGGCACAUUUUGAAAUAGGACAAACUCAAUCUGCCAUUGCUGAGCACAUUAAUCGGAAAGAUCAAGAAAUUGUGCAUCCCCGGACAAGAGAAACUCUUGGAAGAGAUGGAGCUGGUACAAAAAAUCAAGGAAAUUUAGUUAGCCAAUCCCGGACAUUUGGUAGAAAAACAGGUGCAGAAGUGAAAGAAAUGAAAGCAAAAGGUCCAUUUGGUUCUCAGGUUCACCUGAAAGUUUUAUCUGGUUCACAUUCAGAAAGUGAUUUACAGGCUUCUCAAUCCCAGGGGAAAAUUCUCCCUGUGAAAGUGGAAGAAGCUGGAGCUAGAAAUGCUCCUGCUUUUCAUGUACCUUCUAAAAAUUCUCAAGUUAAAACAAAAGAAGACACCUAUAACAUGGAAAAAAGAAUUCAGCAAAAAUUAUCUGUUUGUGAAACAAACAUAGAUGAACUAAAAAAUAACGAAACAAAUUCUACACCAGCUUUACCGUCUAGAAUGUCUAAGAAAGCACUGGAUGGAAUUGAACCACCUUCUGCCCAUGGGAUGGAGCAGCUUCAAGUUACCAAGCAAUCAAAAGGAAAUCAGGACCUAAAUGAUGAACUAAGAAUGAAGGCUAAUGAGUUGGAAAAACUUUUUGCUGCACAUAAGCUCAGAACUCCUAGUGAUCAGACAACUAAUAAUUGGAGAAGCAUACCUGUGGGACUUGAGGAUCAGGUUCCUGUCUCUAUGGAUAAAAGACAUGCAAUAAUACCCACUGAUCACUUGCUUAAGAAAUCCUUGAGGGAAACUUCUGAAAAGGAAAUGGAAAUUGAUUCUGCAUUCAUGAAACCGAUGGCAGGUAAAAAAGAGUAUGGUUCUGUUGAUGAAAAAUUUGACAACUUCAGCUCAUCAGAUGAUUCAAGAGGAAAGUUGUAUUAUGCAUACAUGCAAAAACGGGAUGCUAAGCUAGUGAUUGAGUGGCAAACAGAAAGGGCUCAAAAGGAAGCAAAAAUGAAGGCAAUGCGAGAGAGUUUGGAACACAGUCAGGCUGAAAUGAACUCGAGAUACUCAGGGUCUGUUGUUAGACAGGUUUCAAACAAAACUUAUCUUCGUGGAGAAAAAGUGAGAUCUUUUGGCAAAAGACGGAAUGAGGCUGUUGAAUCUGUUGCUGAAGGGGAGGAAGACUUGGACAAACUAUAUGAACAAGCGGGUCAUGGCCAACAAACAUCUUAUAAUAUGUUUGCUAAUAAUAUUAAAGGCUUGAAGCUUUUACCUAACAAAGCUUUGUCUUCUUCCACACCUCGUACACCAGUAUCUUCAAAUCCUAAGCCUUCUGUUAAAUCUACCAAAUUAGUUUCUACAAAGAGCAGGUCACCAACUGAAAAUCCUCAUGCUGAAUCAGUCCCUAACUUCACCGACUUCAGAAAGGAAAAUAAAAAGCCAUCAGCAGCAAUUAACAGGGUAAGUACAAGAGAGAGAACUAAAAUUCUUUCUAGAAGCAAGAGCAUUGUGGAAGAGACUAACCUUGUUAUGGAAGACAAGUCACAUAGGUCUCAGUCCAUGAGAAAAAGUGCAGCAAUGCCCGGUGAAUUGGACCUUUCUUCUCUCAAUUCUGAUCUUCCUGAUACUUCACUCACUGGAUUUGAUAGGCCACACACAGAUUCAGUUUUUACCAAUAAAGCUCAAAAGAGUAAGCAGCCCAAGUCUUUUGUUAGGAAAGGGAAAGGUGCAAGUCCUAGUUCAGGAGUUAGCAUUUCCAAACCUAAUGUUUCAGGGGUGAAUAAGGAUGGAGAGUAUUAUGAAAGUAUAAUUCAGCAAGGCAAUUUACCUGAUUUGAAUAACGAUAUACAUGAGAGAUCAUCUGCUCAAGGAGAUACUGAGAUUGCUGAUUAUCCGCUUGAUACAGAUAGUGAAAAGCUAAGGCAAAGUCAAGAAUAUGAAAACUCUGAUGAUUUUGGCUCAGAAGAUGGUGAUUUUCAGUCACUUUCCCAAGUUGAUUAUGGUACAGCUCCUGUUUCCCCCAAGUUUAAGCAUUCUGCAGGGAAUGUAGAAGUGUCACCAGGAGAAAGCCCUCGAUCAUGGAAUUCUAAUGUCCACCUUGACACAUCAGAUAUUGAUGUUUGUGCAGAUUCACCUAUUGGCAGUCCACCAUGGAGCUUAAACCCAUUAAAUCAAAUGGAGUCAGAUGCUUCUCGGAUAAGAAAAAAAUGGGGAAGUGCCCAGAUGCCUGUGAUUGCUGCUAAUGUAUCGCAACACUCACGCAGGGACGUUACAAAAGGGUUCAAGCGAUUACUGAAAUUUGGAAGGAAGAGUAGGGGGGGUGUAGAGAGUCUAGUCUCUGAUUGGGUUUCUGCUUCAACAGCUUCUGAAGGUGAUGAUGAUACUGAAGAUGGUCAUGAUGUGGUAAGCCGACCGUCAGAAGAUUUGAGGAAGUCUAGAAUGGGUCAUUCACUUGCCCAUGGUGGAUUCAAUGAAGGAGAGAUGUUUUCUGAACGGGCUGAAUCAUUGCGCAGCUCCAUCCCAAACCCUCCUGCAAAUUUCAAACUCAGAGAGGAUCAUCUGGCUGGAAGCUCGCUGAAAGCGCCUCGAUCUUUCUUCUCGCUAUCUUCAUUUCGGAGCAAGGAAAACAAGCUCAGGUGACAGUCGAUUACCCAGAAGCUAAGAGUCUGAUAUGGCUUAGUUACACAUUGUUCCAAUUUUCCAAUAGAUCCAUUACAAUGGCUUCAGUGAUGAAUUAUUGUCUUUCAUGAGUUCCUAGCUCCCUUGCCACUCUCUUUAGAUUUGGUUGGUCGUAAUCUACUAGGCUAACUUGUCAAUUAGCACGGCAAUGUUGAAUGGCCCGAGGUGCAGUCUUGUUAAUUUUCCACAUGUGGCGUGCCUUUUUUAUGUAUAAAAAUAUUAUUUGAACUACAGCCUGCAACUUUACGGUGCUCGUAAGCAGUGAUUUUCGACAAAUGAAAUGGCAUUUUACUCUUCA
Molecule: messenger RNA, 5127 nt
Organism: Zingiber officinale
Lineage: Eukaryota; Viridiplantae; Streptophyta; Magnoliopsida; Zingiberales; Zingiberaceae
Exons: 11
Coding region: 594-4790 (1398 amino acids)
Source: RefSeq, a predicted model, not a curated record